Messenger RNA from Calliphora vicina (urban bluebottle blowfly), 1104 nucleotides. RefSeq names its product syntaxin 8 (gene Syx8). Bases 118 to 831 code for a protein of 237 amino acids. Gene Ontology annotation, biological process: vesicle-mediated transport; intracellular protein transport; vesicle fusion. The transcript has 5 exons. Gene Ontology annotation, cellular component: membrane; SNARE complex; endomembrane system. Gene Ontology annotation, molecular function: SNARE binding; SNAP receptor activity. The record is from RefSeq and is a predicted model, not a curated record. Lineage: Eukaryota; Metazoa; Arthropoda; Insecta; Diptera; Calliphoridae.
CACAACAGCUGUUUCAUGUUAUCAUUCUGUUGAUUAAUCACAAUUAAUUUCGUUUUUUGUUUUCUUUUCGUAAAUUUGCCCUAUAUUUGAUUAGAAUUUCAAGAAAAUUUCUCUAAAAUGGCUUUAGUGGAUGUAGAUUCCUGGCAAACUGAGUUUGAAUCUUGCAAUCGCUUAAGUAAUACCUUGCUAUCGCAAUUAAACCAGAGGGAUAACAAACAGCAUUUGUCACCAGAAUACCAGCGUUUUACGGCAGCCAUACAAGUGGGUCUAAAACAACACGAUCGAGAAUUGCAACAGCUAAAGUUUAAGCUGAAUGAGGCAGCCAAAAGCAAGACACUCACUUUGGAGGAGAUUGCCCGCAGACAACGACAAUUGGAUACUCUACAAACACAAAGGCAACAAUUGCAACGUAAAUAUAAUGACUCCGCCAGCAAUGAUAGAGCCGCUUUAUUACAAAAGCCCAGCUCUUCGGGUUCAAGAGUUGACUCUAAUGGAGAAGAUAGUGAUGCUGCACCCAUAAUUGAUGCAAAUGAUGUACAGACCUUGAAACAGCAACAAAUUGAUAUGCUAGAGGAACAGAAUCGAGGACUGGAUACUUUAGCCCAAACUUUGUCCAGACAAAAACAUUUGGCCACGCAACUUGGCCAAGAAGUGGAAGAUCAAAAUGAUAUUUUGGAUAAUUUGGCCAAUACCAUAGAAAGAGUGGAAACAGGUGUUAGUUUGGAGACCAGAAAUAUUGGUUUGGUUAAUAGAAGAGAUAGCAGUACUUGGGGUUAUUGGGUGAUUAUCUUCACUUUACUGGUGCUCAUUAUAGUUGCAUCGGUUUUGUAAUUUAGUAAUGUAAUACUAUUACUCAUUUCUAUAUAUAAUUGUUGCUUAUCUUUAAGUUUUAAGUAUUUUUAUACAUGUGUCUUAUUAACUAAAUAUUUCCAAAGCUAUAUACUAUAACUUGAUGAAUAUAACCUAUUUGUAUGAUAACUAUUUGAUCAAAAUAAUAUUUUUUCUUUCUUCUAAUAAUUAAGUUGUACUGUUUAAAAAAAAAAACUCGAUGUAUGUAAAGAUUAGUUUACAGCAUUUAUAUAAUAAAGUUAUAUUAAAACAUUA